AUGUUCACAAAUGACACGGCUGAAAUCCGCAUGCAGGAAGUCGAAAUGGUGGGAGUGGAAGCCACAGCGCUUGUUGCACUUGUGGAUUUCUGCUAUUCCGGCAAGAUAAAGAUCAGAGACAUCGAUGUGCAGAGCAUUUUGACCGCGGCUUGCCUGCUCCAAAUGAAGGAAGUUCAGGCGCUUUGCUGUAAACUUCUUGAAGAGACUUUGAAACUGACAAAUUGCUUGAAAAUACGAGCAAUGGCCGAAGCUCACGCAUGUGGAGGGCUUCUUCGCCGCGCGAACAAAUAUAUCUUGCGUAACUUCCGGCAUAUUGUUGGCACUGAGAAGUUUCAUCAGCUUUCUGUUGAUGAGCUGAUUGAAUUCAUUUCGAGUGAUGAGCUGUACGUUCGUGCGGAAGAACAGGUUUUCGAUGCUGUGAUUCAAUGGAUUAGGUUCGAUCUGCCAGCAAGAAAGGAACUCCUGUCAAAGGUGAAGCUUAUAGCAUGUUGGCUCAUAAUUUUUGGAACCCUUUGCUUUCAUUGA
This is a messenger RNA of Cooperia oncophora, 525 nucleotides long. Lineage: Eukaryota; Metazoa; Nematoda; Chromadorea; Rhabditida; Trichostrongylidae. The record is from the annotation of a GenBank genome assembly.